CCAGAUCGGAGGCGCAGCCCUGCAGGAGAGUCGAGACGCGCAGAGGGAGCGGAGCAGAGACGGACCCAUCCGUCAGCCAGUUGGAGGAACCCACACUAACAAACCCUUAUGGCUGCUUGAGAAAUAACGAUACACCCCCCCUCCCCCCUUUUUUUCUCUUUCUCUGGGACUUUUGGCUUUUAGUUUUUUUUUUUUUUUUCCUUUUUCUUUUGUCCUGAACAGAAGUUUGCUGCAAGUCCAAUUAGACGCUCCAAGUGAGAAAGUGAAUCCACUUUGCAGUGGAGCUCUGUGGCGGUCAUGGAUACCCCUAUAAGAUGGAAAGUUAAACGGAGGAUAAGGGACGCUCAAAUCACUUUAGCGGUGAUUCUGCUUUUUGUCACGUCGCACACAACUUCAGCCGAACCAGCAGACCUCUUGAAGAUUUUAGAUUUCCACAGUUUACCUGAGGGUGUUACGAGAACAACGGGUUUCUGUUCACAAAGGCGGUCAACACAAGGACCCGACGUUGCUUACAGAGUAUCCAAAGAUGCCCAGCUCAGUGCCCCCACCAAACAGCUGUACCCAGGUGACGUCUUCCCUGAGGACUUUUCCAUCAUGGCCACGGUGAAGCCUAGGAAGGGCAGCCAGUCCUUCCUCCUGUCUGUGUACAACGAGCAGGGCAUCCAGCAGCUCGGACUGGAAGUGGGCCGCUCUCCCGUCUUCCUGUACGAGGACCACACGGGCAAACCCAGCCCCGAGGACUACCCCCUCUUCAGAGGAGUCAACCUCGCUGACGGAAAGUGGCAUCGAGUGGCCAUCAGUGUGCACAAGCAGACCAUCACGCUCAUUCUGGACUGUAAAAAGAAGGCCACCCAGAGGCUGCUCCGAAGCCCCCACCCCAUCAUCGAUACCAAAGGAAUUUUAGUGUUUGGAACAAGAAUACUUGAUGAAGAAGUCUUUGAGGGAGACAUCCAGCAGCUAAUGAUUGUAGCAGACCAUCGAGCUGCCUAUGACUACUGUGAGCACUACAGCCCCGAUUGUGAAGUGCCAAUGCCCGAUCAGCCGCAGAACCAGGACCCCAACACCGAUGAAUAUGACACAGAGAACUAUUAUUAUGAAUACCCCUACUAUGAGGACAUGGAUGGCAAGCCUUUCAAAUCAACUUCUGAUGCUGAGACGACCACAAAAGAAGUCGAGGUGACAGACAGCGACGGCGAUGUGGUGACCCGAGUGCAGGAAAGUCUGAGUGGCGUUUUGGGCGGCACCGGCAGCAAAGUCGUGACCUCAACCUCCGUCUCCUCCGGUUCUGCCUCUUCUUCUUCUUCCUCCUCGUCUUCGUCUUCAUCGUCUUCCUCCGGCUCCUCUGGCACCGCCGCCGGAGGAGGGGACGCCUACGGAGAGGAAACCGGCACUUACGACGGCUACGACAACUACGGUAACUACGAGACCUACUACGACGAAUCCACCCCCGCGCCCGAUGGCGACACCACCAGGCGGGUGACCAUCACCAGCAUCGGCACCGGCGGCGAUCUCAACCUGGGAGCAGGAGGGAAGGUCGACCUCGGAACGGGAACUGUGGUCGAGAGGAAGGUGAUCAGCAGCGGAGGCGGCGGAGGAACUUCGAUAACGAUCACCAGCAAUAAAACAGGAGGAAGUUCCUACGAUGACUACGGUGAUGGGUAUGACUAUGGCGUGGACAGCCAUUACACCACUGGUGGCGGCGGCGGCGGCAGCAGCAGCACCGUGGUCAUCGGUGGCGGCGGCGGCGGCGGCAGCAGCAGCAGUACCGUACACAUUGGCGGCGGCGGAAGCAGCAGCAGUUCUACCAUCACCAUCGGGGGCGGAGCUUCUGGAGGAGGCGGAUCUGUGUCCGUAGGAGGCGGCUCGGUAUCGGUUGGAGGAUCUUCCACCUCCAGCGGCGGGUCAGCCAGCGCCGGUACCGGCGCCGGGGGCUCCAUCGCUACCGGAACCGGACUGGGCGUGGACGUCGAGGGUGACUACACAGAUCUGGAUGGGUUCAAGGAGGAAGACAUCACUUACGGUGAUCUGGAUUCCUAUGGCGACUAUGACGAUGUGGAUUACCCUGACAAGGAGGGCAAAGUGCUGCCUGCUGAGACCGACGAGUACUACGGACAGGUCGAUGGAGCCCGUGGCGAGAAAGGACAGAAGGGAGAGCCUGCUGUUAUUGAGCCUGGAAUGCUAGUGGAGGGUCCGCCCGGGCCUGAAGGGCCAACAGGCCUGCCAGGACCCCCAGGCGCUUCUGGACCACCAGGCAGUUCUGGAGAUCCUGGCGAGAGGGGUCUUCCGGGUCGUCCUGGGCUUCCUGGUGCAGAUGGUCUGCCAGGACCCCCUGGUACUGUCCUGAUGCUGCCUUUCAGAAUGAGUGCUGGAGGAGACUCUGGACAGAAGGGACCUGCUGUGUCGGCGCAGGAGGCUCAGAUGCAAGCCAUCAUGCAGCAGGCCAGGCUCGCCAUGCGUGGACCUACAGGACCAAUGGGUUUGACCGGCAGACCCGGACCUCUGGGUCCUCCUGGUAUCGCAGGUCUGAAGGGAGAAUCGGGAGAGUCGGGACCUCAGGGACCACGUGGGCCUAUGGGAGGAUCCGGACCCCCUGGAAAGCCUGGCAGGAGGGGCCGCUCAGGGGCGGAUGGAGCCAGAGGCAUGCCAGGACAGACCGGACCAAAGGGAGACCGAGGCUUCGACGGUCUGGCCGGACUUCCCGGUGAAAAAGGACACAGAGGCGAGCCGGGUCCCUCCGGACCUCCUGGUGCUCCAGGAGAGGAUGGAGAGAGGGGAGAUGAUGGAGAGAUCGGACCCAGGGGACUUCCUGGUGAACCAGGACCACGCGGUUUGCUGGGACCAAAAGGACCUCAGGGACCUCCAGGACCACCCGGUGUUACUGGAAUGGACGGCCCCUCCGGACCCAAAGGAAACAUCGGACCUCAAGGAGAGCCAGGGCCUCCUGGACAGCAAGGCAACCCAGGUGCUCAGGGACUUCCGGGGCCCCAAGGAGCCAUCGGACCCCCAGGAGAGAAGGGACCAACUGGAAAACCAGGCUUGCCAGGAAUGCCAGGAGCUGAUGGGCCACCAGGUCACCCUGGAAAAGAAGGGCCUAAUGGAGAGAAAGGACACAUGGGCCCCGCCGGCCCUCAAGGACCCAUUGGUUAUCCAGGGCCCCGAGGCGUGAAGGGUGCUGAUGGUGUUCGCGGCCUUAAAGGAAACAAGGGUGAAAAGGGAGAAGACGGCUUCCCCGGCUUCAAGGGAGACAUGGGCAUCAAGGGCGACAGGGGAGAGCUGGGAGCAGCAGGACCGAGAGGAGAAGACGGCCCCGAGGGGCCGAAGGGUCGUUCAGGGCUCCCAGGAGAUCCUGGUCCUCUUGGCCCCUCCGGUGAAAAGGGUAAACUCGGAGUGCCUGGACUGCCCGGAUACCCAGGAAGACAAGGACCAAAGGGAUCUCAGGGUUUCCAAGGCUUCCCUGGUGCCAACGGAGAGAAGGGAACUCGGGGAACGGCGGGGAAGCCGGGCCCACGCGGCCAGCGAGGCCCCACGGGACCUCGAGGAGAGCGAGGACCGAGAGGACCGACAGGAAAAGCUGGACCAAAGGGCAACUCAGGAAACGACGGCCCACCGGGACCCCCUGGUGAGAGGGGUUUGCCAGGACCUCAGGGACCCACCGGUUUCCCUGGACCGAAGGGGCCUCCUGGGCCUGCAGGGAAGGACGGACUGCCCGGACAUCCUGGGCAGAGAGGAGAGACUGGAUUCCAAGGCAAGACUGGCCCCCCUGGUCCUCCUGGUGUGGUCGGACCUCAGGGACCAACAGGUGAGACCGGACAGAUCGGAGAGCGCGGUCACCCCGGACCCCCAGGCCCACCUGGCGAGCAGGGUCUACCCGGAGCUGCAGGAAAAGAAGGCGCCAAGGGCGACCCCGGCCCCGCGGGCCCUGCAGGGAAGGACGGUCCUCCCGGUCCCAGAGGUUUCCCCGGAGAGCGAGGCCUGCCCGGCCCUGUGGGGGCUCACGGUCUGAAAGGGAACGAGGGUCCUCACGGCCCACCUGGCCCCGCUGGUUCUCCUGGUGAACGUGGACCUGCUGGCCCCGCCGGACCUACGGGUCCUCCUGGACGUUCCGGCCCUCAGGGACCUCCGGGCCCAGCUGGAGAGAAAGGUGGACCGGGUGAGAAAGGACCUCAAGGCCCAGCGGGAAGAGAUGGUAUUCAGGGACCCGUCGGUCUGCCUGGACCUGGAGGACCUCCUGGACCACCCGGAGAGGAUGGAGAUAAGGGAGAGAUCGGAGAGCCCGGUCAGAAAGGAAGCAAAGGCGACAAAGGAGAGCAUGGUCCGCCUGGUCCUACCGGCCCUCAAGGUCCUGUUGGAGCUCCUGGUCCAGCUGGUGCAGAUGGGGAGCCCGGUCCCAGAGGCCAGCAGGGGAUGUUUGGUCAGAAGGGAGACGAAGGAUCCAGAGGAUUCCCCGGACCUCCAGGCCCGGUCGGGCUGCAGGGCUUACCCGGUCCGCCUGGUGAGAAAGGUGAAACUGGAGACGUGGGUCAGAUGGGUCCCCCUGGUCCUCCGGGCCCCAGAGGUCCGUCUGGUCCCCCAGGAGCCGAUGGCCCUCAGGGACCUCCUGGUGGUAUUGGAAACCCUGGAGCGGUUGGAGAGAAGGGAGAUGCUGGUGAGUCGGGAGAGCCUGGUCUUCAGGGAGAAGUCGGCCCACCAGGGCCGAGAGGAGAGCGGGGAGAGAAGGGAGAGGCCGGUCCGGCCGGUGCUGCAGGACCCCCCGGCCCUAAAGGCCCUCCUGGAGAUGACGGUCCCAAAGGCAGCCCUGGUCCAAGUGGUUUCCCCGGUGACCCCGGUCCCCCUGGAGAGCCCGGUCCUGCUGGAUUAGACGGCCCGCCCGGCGACAAGGGAGACGACGGAGAGGCCGGUCAGGCUGGCUCACCCGGACCCACCGGAGAGUCCGGUCCCGCUGGACCACCGGGGAAGAGAGGGCCUCCGGGACCCGCAGGACCCGAGGGACGGCAGGGAGAGAAGGGAGCCAAGGGAGAGCCCGGUCUGGAAGGCCCCCAAGGAAAGACCGGCCCCGUCGGCCCGCAAGGAUCACCCGGCAAGCCCGGUUCUGAGGGACUCCGAGGAAUCCCCGGUGCAGUUGGAGAGCAAGGGUUGCCAGGCUCCCCGGGCCCAGACGGACCCCCUGGACCAAUGGGUCCUCCUGGGCUGCCCGGCUUGAAAGGAGACUCUGGUGUCAAAGGAGAAAAGGGCCACCCGGGUCUCAUCGGUCUCAUCGGACCUCCGGGUGAACAGGGAGAGAAGGGUGACCGAGGUCUUCCUGGUCCUUCUGGAGCUGCUGGUCCCAAAGGAGACAAUGGCAUCGCUGGUCCUUCGGGUCCGAUCGGUCCCCUCGGCCCUCCAGGAUCACCGGGUCCUCCUGGUCCCAAAGGAGCUAAAGGAUCAUCGGGUCAAACUGGACCAAAGGGAGAAUCUGGUCAACCUGGACUUCCUGGCCCUCCUGGUCCUCCCGGAGACGUCAUCCACCCACUCCCCAUCCAGGCGCCCAUCAAGGGCAGGACGCGUAGGAACAUCGACGCCAGCCAGAUGGUGGACGACGCCGCCGCGGACGCAAACUACAAGGACUACGACGACGGCAUGGAGGAGAUCUUCGGCUCCCUCAACUCCCUGAAGCUGGAGAUCGAGCAGAUGAAGCACCCGCUGGGCACUCAGGGCAACCCCGCCCGCACCUGCAAGGACCUGCAGCUCUGCCACCCCGACUUCCCCGACGGUGAGUACUGGAUUGAUCCGAACCAGGGCUGCUCCCGGGACUCCUUCAAGGUUUACUGCAACUUCACAGCGGGCGGAGAGAGCUGCAUCUUCCCAGAUAAGAAAUCUGAAGGGACUAGGCUCACAUCCUGGGUAAAGGAGAAUCCCGGCUCCUGGUUCAGUGAAUUCAAACGUGGUAAACUGCUCUCCUACGUGGACGCGGAGGGCAACCCCAUCGGCGUGGUCCAGAUGACCUUCCUGAGGCUGCUCAGCGCCGCCGCCAAGCAGAACAUGACGUACAACUGCUACCAGUCGGUGGCCUGGCACGACCAGGAGCAGGACAACUACGACAAGGCCAUCCGCUUCCUGGGCUCCAACGACGAGGAGAUGUCUUACGACAACAACCCCUACAUCCACGCGCUGGUCGACGGCUGCGCGUCGAAAAAGGGCUACGAAAAGACAGUACUUGAGAUCAGCACGCCCAAGGUGGAGCAGGUGCCUUUUGUGGACAUCAUGUUCAACGACUUUGGCGGCUCCACGCAGAAGUUCGGAUUCGAAGUGGGACCCGUCUGCUUCAUGGGCUAAGACUUUCCAACCGAGCAAAAUGGAGAAAGAAAAAAAAAGAAGCAUAUUUUUGUUUUUCUCAGAAAAAAAAAA
Salarias fasciatus (jewelled blenny) is the source of this 6384-nucleotide messenger RNA. It is a transcript of the gene col5a1, whose product is annotated as procollagen, type V, alpha 1. Gene Ontology annotation, molecular function: extracellular matrix structural constituent. The record is from RefSeq and is a predicted model, not a curated record. Lineage: Eukaryota; Metazoa; Chordata; Actinopteri; Blenniiformes; Blenniidae. Bases 298 to 6312 code for a protein of 2004 amino acids. The transcript is spliced from 66 exons.